Messenger RNA from Polyodon spathula (Mississippi paddlefish), 2128 nucleotides. RefSeq names its product ADP-ribosyl cyclase/cyclic ADP-ribose hydrolase 1-like. The transcript is spliced from 9 exons. The record is from RefSeq and is a predicted model, not a curated record. Gene Ontology annotation, molecular function: NAD+ nucleosidase activity; phosphorus-oxygen lyase activity. Gene Ontology annotation, biological process: positive regulation of B cell proliferation. Bases 116 to 952 code for a protein of 278 amino acids. NCBI's taxonomy places the organism in Eukaryota, Metazoa, Chordata, Actinopteri, Acipenseriformes, Polyodontidae. Gene Ontology annotation, cellular component: plasma membrane.
UUCUGAUGAUUCAGCUACCGCUGGGGCUGAUAUUAGCUUUAAAGCUCAUUAAAGGAGGAGUUUAUUUAAAAUAAAUUGCCAGUCUUUGGUUCCAGCACUGUUUGAUUAAGACUGAAUGGAUGCUAACAUGACUAAAACUGUGAUAGGUGUUGUAGCACUGCUGGUGCUGAUGAUUGGGGGAUUCCAGGCUGACACAGGAACUACAAAGAACUUACAAGAAAUUGUUAUUGGAAGAUGUUAUAACUAUAUAAGGACAAUUAAUCCGAAUAUUGGGAAUGACUGCAAUGAUAUCUGGUUACGUUUUCUGGAUGCUUUUCUUGGGAAGGACCCUUGUGAUGUCCCAGUUAGGGACUAUGAUCGGUUGUUCAGUACAGUACAACAGACCAUACCCUGUAAUAAGGUACUCCUCUGGAGCAAGACACGUGAUAUUGUUCAGAGUUACUCUGCAGUUACUCAUCGUUUUAUGACUUUGGAUGACACCUUUGUUGGUUAUUUGUUUAACACCUUGACUUGGUGUGGGGAAAAAAACAAAAGAGAACUCAAUUAUAAUUCCUGCCCUGAUUGGUCAACAUGUGAAAAUCAGCCAGUCGCUUCAUUUUGGAAAAAAGCUUCAGAAUACUUUGCUGAAUCAGCCUGCGGGGAUGUCACAGUGAUGUUGAAUGGAUCGAUUUACAAUGCAUUCAGCAAUACAAGUAUGCUUAGAAGGGUUGAAGUCCAGCAUCUUGAUCCAAGGAAAGUCAAUCAAGUUGACAUCAUGGUAAUUAACAGCUUACGGGGACCAAUCAGGGAGUCCUGUAACAGUGGGUCCAUCGUUGAGUUAAUACAGAUCCUACAACACCAGGGUUUCCGUUGGACUUGUACUGACAAUGACAAGAGUCUAAUAAUCUUACAAUGUGUUAGAGAUCCAAACCAUCCAUCCUGCAAAAUCUGCAACAACAGUAUGCACUGCUGAAUACGAUUCUUAAAAAAAUGAAAAGCAGGCCUUCUGUUCAUGCUCUUUUAAAUGACUCGUUAUUGUCCAUUUAUUUAACUUAGUUGCCAAAUUAGUCUAAUUUGAUAUUUAUUCGUACGUUUUGUCAGGGUUUGUUUAUUCACUAAGCGUUUACUCCAGGUAUGUUUGUACCAUUUUUACUGUGUUCUAAUUCAUUUUUACUGUGUUCUACUUAAUACACAAUUUUACAAAAUAACAUUACCAACAUUAUUUAUAUUGAUAAAAUGUAAAUGUCAUCAUUACAGUGAAAAUAUAUACCUGUAUUUCAGUAAUUCCUGAAGUUGUUUGCAGAAAAUGUUUAUUUUUUACUGUUUUAGUUCUGCUCCUUCAUUGGCCUACAUACCAUAUAAACUCUAUUUUCUUUUAUUUAGUGUGUCCCUUUAUUAUUUUACCCCCAGUUUUCUUCCAGUUUGAAAUGCACAAUUGUUUUUUCCCUUGAAUGCAGCAAUUCCCCACAUGGCUCAGGAGACCCGGUUCGCAGCAGAAAGGAAUAUCCACGAGCAACUGUCUUCAAGGUAUCAGAGGAUUCUAAAGGACUAUGCCUAGGGUUGGGUUAGGGUCAUGGCGGGUGGAUGUCAGAGAGGGGCAGAGCUCGGGAAGUGAAAGGUGGGAGUGCUGGACAAAUGCCCUAAAAUCAUCUGAUGCACUGAAGACAGUUUCUAGUGAAAAUUCCUUUCUGCUGCACCCGGUUCAGUGGGCUUUUGCUGAUCCCACGACUAAGCUUCACCCAGGAACUCAAGAGCAUAUGCCAGCGAGCUCCUGACCUCUGGAGGACAAAGGCCAUCCCUACCUUUGAGCUCACUGGGCACCUAGCCAGCAUGGUUCACUGUAGCGCGAUGAGGAAAAACAGUCCGUGGUGAUUUUGCCACCCUAACCCACGGAAGCACCAGAGCCAAUACCACACUUUCUGUGGAGACCAGCUUACUUCGCACAGCCAGCAGGCGAACCUGUCCUGUAUGAUUCACCCUGCGUACCACACAGCUGCACUUCUACCAGGUGACCCACUCAGGGACUUACAAUUCUAUAUAAUGAUCUUAAUAUGCUGAUAUAUUCCUGUAUGUGACCUGUUUAAAAUUGUAGCUUAUGUGUAACAUGACUGAUGUCAUGUCUCAGGUGUUUUUUACUCAAGUUAAAUAA